UUAUAUGCAAGAACCGCAUGCUCAGUACUUCGAAUAUACUAUCUUUCUUUCUUUCUCUCCACCACGUCCUUUCAUUUUUCUGUAGUACAUAAUGUCUGAAAACGUUCGUAGCACCCUUCUUCAGGUUACCAAACGUAAAUUCGACAAUCUCAAAGCCGAAAAACAUCGAUUUGAUGAACAAUAUAAGAAAGCUUUAGAGAAAGCUAAACUUCAAGAGAAUGCUGUGGAAAGAUUAAAGACUUUCAUCAAGGACAUUGAAGAUAUGAAAUUGGUCGCAGAUAAAAGUGCAAUUUCACGUCAUAUUUAUCCAAUCCAUCCAAAGUUUGAUUUCAUGCAUCAGACUUUGAAACAGGCACAGUAUGACACUGCAAUUACCGCAAACAUUGUUGAACGCUGGCAAACACAAUUGCAACAAAAGCUCGAUCAACAUAGCCGUCGUCACGAUUGUGCUUUGCUUUUUAAUGAUUUGGUGAUGGAUUGUGUUCAUUCAAGCACAAAUGAGCUACAAGAAGAGGGAAACUAUGAAAAAGUUGCUCGCAAAGAGAUGCACGAACAACGAAGCGAAUGGGAGCGCUUGGCCUUCUCCCAACCAACCAUUGAUGUACAGCGCAUCAAUGCGUACCUUGAAGAGACUUUCAAGGCUGCAGGAAAGCCCGAAAAGACUGGUCAAAAUUCUCCUUUACAGGAUUUGCGCGAUGACAUGAAAAGGCUUGGCGAUCAUUUCCCUCGUUUUGAUAAAUCUAAAGUUGAAAGCUGCAUUGACGGUGUUCUCAGUGCUGACCUUUUUACUGGUGAUAAAAGAGAUAGUCUAAAAGACUUGAAAAAGCAUAGCAAUAUUCUCGAAGAGAUUGCUCAUAUCCUCAAUCAAGAUUUAGACACGUUAGAAACUUGGUCGUGGGCAGACGGACAUGUCGAGUUAGACAUGAGGCGUCAUAUUAAUGGCAAAUAUAGAGUGUAUAUGGACGAAGAGCUUUACCAAGCAAUCUUUUUACACCAUAUCGGCCGAGAAUGGUCGGACCAAAUAUUCGACAGCUUCACCGAAUUCCGUGAGAAAGUCUGGACUUUUCAAUCAGAGUUUCCUAUAGACCUCAAAUCUCAGCAAAGACGCAAGAAAAUGGGUUGCGCGGAUGGUAGAUCUUCCGACACUGUGAGUAAGUACCGCAAGGAAAUUUUCAAGAACGACUUUUGGCUAUUAGCUUUGAAACAUCAGAACGCUCUCGGUGACUAUGAAGAAGGCAGCGAUAAAGGUAGCGAUGGAGGUAGCAAUGAAGGCCCAAAGAGCAAAACUUCUUUUAGUGAUCUUAAACAACGUAUCUUACGCUUGAUCACCACAGAAAUGCAGUUGCAGAACGAGUUUUAUGGAUCAUUUACCGUUUGGCAAUCAGACUUCAAGUGGUUUGGUCCUUCUUUACCUCACGAAACCAUCUUUGCUGUGCUCAAAUUUUUAGGAAUGGACGAAAUAUGGCUGAACUUUGUGCGCAAAUUUUUGACACCAAAUCUUCGCUUUAAGGACGACAAAGAGGACGCCAAGAAGCGCUCAAACGGUAUACCAAUAGCACAUCAACUAUGCACAGUCUUUGGAGAGUCGCUUAUGUUUGUGCUUGAUCAUGCAGUAAAUCAAAAGACAACAGGAGGCAAUCUGUACCGCAUUCAUGAUGACCUCUGGUUCUGGGGCCAAGAAGGACGAUGUAAGAUUGCAUGGAAGACUCUAGAAGAGUUUGUCAAAAUCAUGGGCCUAAAGUUGAAUGAGGAAAAGACUGCAGCAACAACAAUUGCAGCGAAGGCUACUAAAGCUCCCGGCAAGAACGCACCCAAUAAAAGUUCUCUGACCUUGAAGGAUGUAGAACUCCCGAAAGAAAAAGUGCGUUGGGGCUUCUUGGUCUUAAACAGUGAAACUGCACACUGGGAUAUUGACCAGGAACAAUUGGAAGAGCACCUGACAGAAUUCGAGCUACAAUUGAACGCUACCAACAGUUUAAUGGGCUGGAUCCGGGUAUGGAAUAGCUAUGUGAGUAGCUUUUUCACAAACAAUUUUGGCAAGCCGGCCAUCUGUCUUGGCGCACGUCAUGUGAGAUUAUGUAUGGAAGCGUUUCACACAGUUCAAAAGAGACUUUUUGGCAACAAUAACCUAGCAACGCACGUAAGCAAUCGGAUCAAAUCUGAAUACAAAACUGUAGGAAUCCCGGAUUGUGCUGUCUACUUUCCUAAACGUUUAGGUGGACUAGAGGCACACAAUCCACUGAUCAUAUUGGCUUCUAUUUCAGAGGAAGACGAUGCUGCUCAAGAGAUGUUGAAAGAAUCCUGGAACAAAUGUGAGAACGAUUAUGCUAGAAUGAAGAAGAAAUGGGACGAAGAUCAAUUGCUCAAAUCGAUGAACUCUGAAGAACAUAAGCCAAAGCCGUUUUUAGAUUGGCAAGAAUAUAUCAGCUUUUUGGAAGAUACAGAGUCGCACUUCGAAUGUGCUUACAUGUAUCUCAUGGAAGAUUGUCAAGCGACUUGUGCAGUAUUAUAUGGUAGUAUUCUCAACGAAAGUCAAUUUAAUGGAUUACACAAAUUUGAAGAAGCGAUUGGGUGCAAGCGCAAGGACAAUAAGUACUGGGAUCGUAUCCUUGCCUUGUAUGGCGAAGAGGCUGUCGAAACGUUUGGCACUUUGUCCUUAGCCGAUCCAAGCAAUUUACCGUUGGGUGUUGUGGACUACUUGUUCUCAGAAAAGGUUCGCUGGCAGGGAUAAACAGGGAAAGGCAAGAUACCCGAACCAAAACAUGUAUAGUAGUAAAUAACAAUUCAAUUCAUGUACAUUAAAG
Messenger RNA from Meira miltonrushii, 2804 nucleotides. RefSeq lists its product as uncharacterized. Lineage: Eukaryota; Fungi; Basidiomycota; Exobasidiomycetes; Exobasidiales; Brachybasidiaceae. The coding region runs from base 92 to 2731 and encodes 879 amino acids. The transcript has a single exon. The record is from RefSeq and is a predicted model, not a curated record.